AUCUAUUCAUGCGCGCCUAUCCAUUUUUUUCUUUCUUUUUUUUUCUUAUUAUCUCCAGCAGGUUUUAGCUGAAGGAGAGCGUUAUUGAUGGACUCCUGUGUUAUCAGUGGAGCUGGAUGGUGAAUUUAUCCCAGAAUCCCGCCAGCAUGGAGUCCCUUAACGCCAGCGGAAUGGACGCCUUCACGGUGGUCCAUCUGAAUUCCUCCUGGAGCCUGGACAGCGGAUAUUCUCUAGCCGCAAUUGCCAGCAUCGCUGCUCUCGUAAGUUUCCUGAUUCUUUUCACCGUAGUUGGGAAUAUUCUUGUGGUCAUCGCCGUGUUAACGAGCAGGGCGCUAAAAGCCCCCCAGAACCUGUUCCUGGUGUCCUUGGCCACCGCGGACAUCCUGGUCGCCACUUUGGUGAUGCCCUUCUCUCUUGCCAAUGAACUCAUGGGCUACUGGUAUUUCGGGAAAGUUUGGUGCGGCAUCUAUCUAGCUUUGGACGUGUUGUUCUGCACAUCAUCGAUCGUGCACCUGUGCGCAAUCAGCCUGGACCGGUACUGGUCCGUUACGCAGGCUGUGGAGUACAAUCUAAAGCGCACUCCGAAGCGCAUCAAGUGCAUCAUUCUGAUUGUGUGGCUGAUCUCAGCCUUCAUCUCCUCCCCUCCGCUCAUGUCUAUUGACAGCAACAAGGACGCCAGCUCACAACCCCAGUGUGAGCUGAAUGAUGACACCUGGUACAUCCUCUCCUCCAGCACUGCCUCUUUUUUUGCGCCCUGCUUAAUUAUGAUCCUAGUGUAUAUUAGAAUAUACCAGGUAGCUAAAACCAGAACCAGAAGCCUAUCGGGGAAGAAACCCAAACCAGAUGGGGUCACACAAACUGAGAAUGGACUUAGCAAGCAGUCUUCACCUUUCCAUGAUGAGAGGGAGAACGGCCACUGUCAGUGUCCUCCUACACCCAGCCAACACACAGUCACCAUGGGUCCACUGACUGAGGAGGGUGAUUUGGAGGAAAGCUCCUCCUCAGAGGGCAAAGGCCACAAACCCCAGAGGAGGGACUCCCAAAGAGUCCCCAUGGACAUCCAGAAGAAAAGCUCUCUCCCUAUCCGCAUCUCCGGGGUCAGCAACAAGUCAAUGGACCUCUUUGCCUCCAGGAGGAAGUGUCGUCGGAGCUCAUUUGCAAGGAAAAAGGUCUCCCAGGCACGAGAAAAGAGGUUUACGUUCGUCCUGGCUGUGGUUAUGGGGGUUUUCGUAGUGUGCUGGUUCCCCUUUUUCUUCAGCUACAGCCUGUAUGGGGUGUGUGGAGACUCAUGCAAGAUUCCUGAUCCGCUUUUUAAGUUCUUCUUUUGGAUCGGUUACUGCAACAGCUCCCUUAACCCAGCCAUUUACACCAUCUUUAACAGGGACUUUAGGCGUGCCUUCCAGAAGAUCCUCUGCAAGUCGUGGAAGAAAUCCUCCUAGGCCUAAAAGGAAGAUUUAAUGAAUUGUUUUCGCCAUUUGUUUCAUUAUUAAUUCCAUUGUCCUGUUGUUUCUGUCAUGAAAGUGCACACCCUUAACCAGCUGCUGGGGCAACAUCGUGUAUAUUUUCAUCCCUAGGCUUUUUACAGACCUUCCUGAUCUGAUUAUUGAGUGAGACUGUCCUUUAUGUCUGAGCUAUAAUGACGUUAAGGGAUAUUUUCAGUAAAAAUGAAACAAACAACAUAAAAAUAAAACAUGAAAUAUCCCAU
Messenger RNA from Cyprinodon variegatus (sheepshead minnow), 1705 nucleotides. Its product is annotated as alpha-2 adrenergic receptor-like. The transcript has a single exon. NCBI's taxonomy places the organism in Eukaryota, Metazoa, Chordata, Actinopteri, Cyprinodontiformes, Cyprinodontidae. Gene Ontology annotation, cellular component: membrane. The coding region runs from base 117 to 1439 and encodes 440 amino acids. Gene Ontology annotation, molecular function: alpha2-adrenergic receptor activity. The record is from RefSeq and is a predicted model, not a curated record. Gene Ontology annotation, biological process: regulation of vasoconstriction; platelet activation; adenylate cyclase-activating adrenergic receptor signaling pathway.